AUGAGCUUGAAAGAAGUAUUCGAACAACAUCCAUGGAGGUCAUUUAAGAAGUUCAAUGAAGCUGCAAAGAGUUGGGGAUUUACUAACAGAGCUGAAGUGAAAAGGUUCUUUGACAAAAAUGUUGUACAUCAAACAAAAAUAAACCCUUACGACUACUUUUUACCAAUUUACUCCAACACUCCUGACGCAUACCAAUUUGACACUCUCAUUCAAAGCAGAAAAGGAGGACAUAAACCAUUCCUCAUCUUCAUUAAUGUUAACACUCGUAAAGCAUAUGCAUAUCCAAUGA
Trichomonas vaginalis G3 is the source of this 289-nucleotide messenger RNA. RefSeq lists its product as uncharacterized. The transcript has a single exon. The annotation marks the transcript as partial. The record is from RefSeq and is a predicted model, not a curated record. NCBI's taxonomy places the organism in Eukaryota, Parabasalia, Trichomonadida, Trichomonadidae.